This is a messenger RNA of Purpureocillium lilacinum, 606 nucleotides long. The record is from RefSeq and is a predicted model, not a curated record. Lineage: Eukaryota; Fungi; Ascomycota; Sordariomycetes; Hypocreales; Ophiocordycipitaceae.
AUGCCUCGCAAUGACACAACCGACCUCGGUUCUUCUCGCGGCCACGGACAUGUCAUCAGGACUUUGCCGGGUCAUCUGGAUGCACCGUACGAAACUUCUUCCCUGGGCGGCGACCCUCACGACACGGCUAUCUACGGGCGGGCGUUCUUCGGGGACAGCCCGGACGAUGUCUUCAUUUUGGAGGAAGAAGAAACUUUCGGACCAAACGCGCGGAAGCUGUGCGAUAAGCUUCCAGCGUUCGGCAGCACGUGGAGUUACCGAAAGUUCGGGACACUGACCCUCUUCGAGCUCAAACGUAUACGAGACCGGCUUCCCCCAACCAUAGAGCCGGGCACGUGUAAACACGUUGCCUGCCAGUAUUAUGGGGAGCUAUGGGGUAAAACGCCAUUGCGACUCGGGAACUGGAGGCCUAUUAGGGACGGCCUCCAGCGACUUAUGCGGGACAAGGAUGGACCGUGUACUAAGUACAAGGCUGGCCAGAUUUUCCAUAAAGACAACUGGAGCGUCAAAUGGCACGCUUACACCAAAAGCCCUGAGUCAAAGGCCCUCUGCAAUCCGAGGAAGAAACUGUUCCACGACCUUCUGCCGCCAGCCAACUACAAGUAG